Molecule: messenger RNA, 2785 nt
Organism: Rhinichthys klamathensis goyatoka
Lineage: Eukaryota; Metazoa; Chordata; Actinopteri; Cypriniformes; Leuciscidae
Product: WD repeat-containing protein 7
Cellular component (GO): cytoplasm
Molecular function (GO): protein binding
Source: RefSeq, a predicted model, not a curated record
GUGAAGGAGACCAUUAAAGAAAACAUCAAGGAGCACCUGCUGGACGAAGACGAGGACGAAGAGGAGGAGCAGCGCCGGCGCGAGGAGAAGUCCAAGUCUCUGAGUCUCCUGGAGUACAACCUGACCAUGGACACGGCCAAGCUCUUCAUGUCCUGCCUGCACGCCUGGGGCCUGAACGGGGCCCUGGACGAGGUGUGUGUGAGCCGGCUCGGGAUGCUGCGCCCACACACACCCAUCUCCUUCGGCCUGAUCUCGCGCGGCGGGCACAUGUCUCUGAUGCUGCCCACCUUCAAGGACUCGCUGCUCCGCCGGCUGGCGCAGGACUCGGUGGAGGCGCUCUCCGCGUCCGAGGUCGUGGGAAAGGGGACGUACGGCGUGUCGAGAGCCGUGACCACGCAGCACCUGCUGUCCGUCAUCUCGCUCGCUAACACACUGAUGGGCAUGACCAACGCCACGUUCAUCGGAGAGCAUAUGAAGAAAGCCCCAGUCAGACCCCCAAGACCAGGAGCCCCCGAGAGCCCGAGACACAGCGGCCCUCAGGCCUCCAGCCCGGCCCUGCAAGGCCAGAUCAAACAAGCUGCCGUCGCUGUUCCGUCUUCUGCUUCAGGAGUGUCUCACUCCCCCUCAGUCAAUGAAGGUUGGAGUCAGCUGGCCGCCAUGCAUUGUGUCAUGCUUCCUGAUCUUCUGGGUUUGGAUAAGUUCAGGCCUCCUCUCCUGGAGAUGCUGGCGCGCAGAUGGCAGGACCGCUGCCUGGAGGUUCGGGAGGCGGCCCAGGCUCUCCUCUUGGCUGAGCUGCGCAGGAUUGGUCAGUCGGGCCGGAAGGACACCAUUGACCUGUGGGCUCCGUAUCUGCCGCAGUACGUGGAUGCUGUCAGUUCCCCGGGAUCCGCCCCCGAGACCGGCCCGCCGGCCCCGCCCCCUGCUGAAGCCCCGCCCCCUGAGAUCAAAGCGCCAGAGGAGGAGAUGGACGUGACGGAUGAUGACAUCACUGCAGGUUGUCUGUCUAACCUCCCGCCGAGCGCUAAGAGGAUCAGUAACUCGUACGAGGAGCGCAGGAAACAGGCGACGGCUAUCGUCCUGCUCGGCGUCAUCGGGGCCGAGUUCGGCGCGGAGAUCGAACCCCCCAAACUCCCGUCGCGAGCCCGGACCAGCAGUCAAGCUCCCGAGGGCUUCGGUCUGAGCAGCGGAGGAUCCAACUAUUCACUCGCCCGUCACACCUGUAAAGCCUUGACGUUUCUCCUUCUGCAGCCGCCCAGUCCCAAACUGCCCCCCCACAGCACCAUCCGCCGCACAGCGAUCGAUCUGAUUGGCCGAGGGUUCACGGUGUGGGAGCCGUACAUGGAUGUGUCUGCGGUUCUCAUGGGUUUGCUGGAGCUGUGCGCCGAUGCUGAGAAACAGCUGACCAACAUCUCCAUGGGUCUCCCUCUGAGUCCUGCUGCUGAUUCUGCUCGCUCGGCCCGUCACGCUCUCUCUCUGAUCGCCACGGCUCGCCCGCCCGCCUUCAUCACCACCAUCGCACGAGAGGUUCACAGACACACAGCGAUGCAGUCCCAGGGCUCUCAGUCUCAGCAGAACGUUCACACCACGACUCUCGCUCGGGCCAAAACCGAGAUCCUGCGGGUCAUCGAGAUCCUCAUCGAGAAGAUGCCGUCAGACGUGGUGGAUCUGCUGGUGGAGGUGAUGGACAUCAUCAUGUACUGUAUCGAAGGGUCUCUGGUGAAGAAGAAAGGCUUGUCCGAGUGUUUCCCGGCCGUCUGCAGGUUUUAUAUGGUGGCGUAUUGCGAUCGCAGUUAUCGCAUCGCUGUCGGCGCCCGGCAGGGUUCAGUGGCCCUUUAUGAUGUUCGCACUGGGAAAUGCCAGCAUAUUCACGGGCAUAAAGGACCAAUAACAGCGGUUUCCUUCGCACCGGACGGACGUUACCUGGCCACUUACUCCAACGCUGACAGCCACAUCUCAUUCUGGCAGAUGAACACGUCUCUGUUAGGAAGCAUCGGGAUGUUGAAUUCUGCUCCUCAGCUCCGAUGCAUCAAAACCUAUCAGGUUCCCCCGGUCCAGCCGGCGUCGCCCGGAUCCCAGAACGCCCUCAAACUCGCCCGGCUCAUCUGGACCUCCAACCGCAACGUCAUCCUCAUGGCUCACGACGGCAAGGAGCAUCGCUUCAUGGUCUGAGGGGUCAAAGGUCGCGUUUCCUAGUGUCCCGCGGGCAGCUGUAUCCAGUUUACACUCUCCACACCCGUUUCAUUCCUCUUUUUAUUUAUAGUGUUUGCAAUUUCCCUCUUUUUUUGACUAUUUAUGGAGAUGAUAAAGGACUGCAGGUCAUUAAGACGUGUGUUUACGUGUGUUUUUGUGCUUGAAGGUCAAGCAAGGUUUUGGUCGUAUAUUUCUUUUAAUUCACUCACGUUGAUGUAUUGUUUGAUUCACUCAAAAUCACUCACUUGAUUCACCGAAACUAUUCUAUCAUUCCAGCUGCAUGCAGACAUGCAGAUUUAUAAAUAAAUAAAAACACACUCAAACAUACAUUUUACUCAUGGUCCUUUUUACUUGUUAAUGUCUAAAGAUCCCGUCCUGAAACGAGACUGAGAAAUUACAUUAUUUAUAAUCAAAGAAUCAUCAUUCGCACUGAAUGACUAGAAUCAUAUCGUGAUAUCGUGUGUCAUAGGAAUUAUUUUCAGGAAUGGUUUUUAUUUGAGCUCGUGGUGUAGUUGUGAAAUGUUUCGGUUAGCUUUUGUCUGUUUGUGUUUGUGUGAGUCGCUGGUUGGUGUGAAAUACACGUGUAAAAACAUCA